AUGGCAGGGAAACUGGAGCAACAAUCGCUGGAACCCGGGGUCCAGGGUGAUGGACGCAGUUCCAAACAUCAGGAGCUCAGGUUACCCAGCCUCCCGCUCGAGAUCCAUGAAAUGAUUAUCGCAGAGAUCUCGCUUGCGGCACGGAAUGUACAAUCUGAGAAACAGUGGAGAGAAUUGGUGGGCAACAGCCUUUGUGUAUGCUGGUUCUGGAACACCACUUUAACAAAACAUCUCCUGAAAAACUGUAAUAUCCAAACAUUCCUUGCCUAUGCAAGGGAGCAAGCAAUUACUGAAAUGGCUGUAACCCGUUGGAUCGAUCAAGUGAGUGAAAACCGCAAUAGACCCCUGAUGAAGAGAAGGAUGUCCUCUGAGGAGGAUGACGGCUACUACAACGACGCCUGCGAAGGACAAUGGGAUGAGGACGAGGCUCCGACUAACUCCCCUGCUCUCAGAUAUAGCAACAACUCUGUUAUCAUCACCGCUGCCUGCAAUCUGAAACAGGAACUCCCCUUUUACGUCAUUCUCGCAACAUCGCGCGGCUUCUCCCACUGCUUGCGCUCACUAAUAAAUGUGCGUGUCUCCGUCGGCAUUAGCAUCUCUAACGAAGAUUUUCAGAGGACAAGGUUGAUGCAUGAAGCCGUCCGGAGCGGGACAUUGGAAACCGUCAACCUACUCCUAGGCCGCGGCAUAGAUGCUAGCGACAGAAGCAGGACAGUUACAAGCGUUCAACCUUACUACAUGUUGCCGAUUGCGAUGGCUGUCCAGAGAGUACAUGUUGAUAUCGCUGAUGUUAUCCUCAGCUGCUCCUUAAAACAUUAA
Messenger RNA from Paracoccidioides brasiliensis Pb18, 819 nucleotides. RefSeq lists its product as uncharacterized. Bases 1 to 819 code for a protein of 272 amino acids. The record is from RefSeq and is a predicted model, not a curated record. The transcript is spliced from 3 exons. Gene Ontology annotation, molecular function: protein binding.